AUGGGCGACACGAUGACGAGUCUCCAGUCCUUUCUUGUGUCUGAUAACCAGUUUCAUGGCGUGAUCCCGCCGUCCUUGUGCAAUGCUUCCAUGCUACAGAUGGUUCAGACAGUAAACAACUUCCUGUCGGGAACGAUCCCUCGGUGCCUGGGGGCUCGCCAGGAGAUGCUCUCUGUGGUGAACUUUGCGGGGAAUCAGCUUGAAGCAACCAACGAUGCUGAAUGGGGCUUCCUUACUAGUCUGACCAACUGCAGCAAUAUGAUAUUAGUGGAUGUUAGUGAAAACAAGCUCCAAGGUGUGCUACCGAAAUCAAUCGGCAAUUUGUCGACACAGAUGGAGUUUCUUGGCAUUGCAUCCAACAGCAUAGCAGGGACGAUAACUGAAGCAAUAGGGAACUUCAUCAACUUGGAUGAACUUGACAUGGAAAAUAAUCUUCUCCAGGGCACCAUCCCAGCAUCUCUCGGCAAGCUUAAGAAGUUGAAUCGGUUAUCUCUGUCAAAUAACAACUUGUCAGGAUCUAUCCCAGUGGCUCUUGGAAAUCUUACAAAGCUUACAACCCUUCUGCUUAAUACUAAUGCGCUCAGUGGAGCCAUCCCUUCUGCUCUCAGCAACUGUCCUUUAGAGGAGCUGGAUCUUUCUUACAACAAUCUUUCCGGCCCAACACCUAAGGAACUCUUCCUCAUCUCAAGCUUGUCGAGUUCCAUGUAUCUUGCACAUAAUUCACUGACUGGGACUUUGCCUUCAGAAGUGGGAAAUCUCAGGAAUCUAGGUGAACUUGAUCUCUCUGACAAUAUGAUUUCAGGAAAGAUUCCUACCAAUAUUGGGGAGUGUCGAAGCUUACAGUACCUCAAUUUAUCUGGGAACCAUCUCGACGCGACGAUUCCGCUGUCACUAGGACAGUUACGGGGCCUCGUAGUGCUUGAUCUUUCUCGGAAUAAUUUAUCUGGGAGCAUUCCUGAGUUCCUCGGCACCAUGAAAGGCCUUGCUAGUUUAAAUCUCUCUUCCAAUGAUUUUGAAGGUGAAGUUCCGAAAGACGGAAUAUUCCUCAAUGCAGCUGCAACCUCGGUCAUGGGAAACAGUGCUCUGUGUGGUGGGAUCCCUCAACUCAAGUUGAAAAUGUGCUCCAGUCCCACUAAAAGGAGAAUAUCUUCAAAGCUUCUCAUGAUUAUCGCAGCAGGCGCCGGAAUUCUGUUGGUCAUACUAUCCGCAAUGUUCGUGUUAUGUAAAAGAAGCAAGCUUAUAAGAGCAAAGCCACAGAUAACUCUCCUCAAUGACAAAUACAUAAGAGUUUCUUAUGCUGAAUUGGUCAAGGCAACAGAUGGUUUCACAUCCGAAAACCUCAUUGGGGUGGGCAGCUUUGGUGCAGUGUACAAGGGAAGAAUGGAAAUCUCUGGCCAACAAGUGAUGGUGGCAGUGAAGGUACUCAACCUGCAACAUGCUGGCGCAUCCCGAAGUUUCGAUGCGGAAUGUGAGGCUUGGAGAUGUAUCCGCCAUCGGAACCUUGUGAAGGUUAUAACAGUGUGCUCAAGUAUUGACACUCGAGGUGGCGACUUCAAGGCUCUUGUGUUUGAGUUUCUGCCAAAUGGAAAUCUAGACCAGUGGCUACACAAGCAUCUCGAGGAAGAUAACGAACCCAAGAUGCUAGAUCUCAUUCAGAGACUCCAGAUUGCCAUGCACGUGGCUUCUGCGCUUGACUAUUUGCAUCAUCAGAAGCCGUUUCCAAUUGUUCACUGUGACCUCAAGCCAAGCAAUAUUCUCCUCGACAACAACAUGGUUGCCCAUGUCGGUGAUUUUGGGCUUGCAAGGUUCCUACAUGACGAACAUAAUGACAAGUCAGAGACACCAACUAGUAGUCGAACCGCAAUAAGAGGAACAAUUGGUUAUGUGGCUCCAGAAUAUGGACUUGGCAAUGAAGCUUCAAUCCAUGGUGAUGUGUACAGCUACGGUAUACUGCUGCUCGAGAUGUUCACCGGUAAAAGACCCACAAGUUCUGAAUUCGGAGAAGUGCUUAGCCUUCAUAAGCACGUACAAAUGGCACUGCCAGACCAAGCGGCUACUGUCAUCGACCAAGACCUAUUAAAAGCAGAAAGUAAUGGCAAAGGGACAGAAGGGGGGUAUCAGAGCAGUGAAGACAUGAGAAUUAGUUGCAUCGUCUCGAUUCUGCAGGUUGGAAUUUCAUGCUCCAAGGAGACGCCAACUGAACGCAUUCAAAUUGGAGAUGCAUUGAGAGAGUUGCAGAUAAUCAGAGAUAAGUUUUACGCGCAUUAGUGAUCUCCUUGGUGAAUUGGCAAAAUAUAGCCAAGGCAUACUGAAGCAUGCUUGUGAGGAUCAUGCAUGUUUUCUGCUUUAAGCAAUGGUUUUAGAAUCUGAUUCGAUAGAAAAUGAGAAAAUAUGUUUCCUUUUA
Messenger RNA from Triticum aestivum (bread wheat), 2404 nucleotides. Its product is annotated as putative receptor-like protein kinase At3g47110. Gene Ontology annotation, molecular function: protein binding; protein kinase activity; ATP binding. Bases 1 to 2268 code for a protein of 755 amino acids. The record is from RefSeq and is a predicted model, not a curated record. Gene Ontology annotation, biological process: protein phosphorylation. NCBI's taxonomy places the organism in Eukaryota, Viridiplantae, Streptophyta, Magnoliopsida, Poales, Poaceae. The transcript has 2 exons.